AUGGAGCAGGACGCUGCGUUGGUUAGCCGCGAUUUUGUUGGAGGCAAGAUCAUGUGGUUGCCAACAAAGGCGAUAAUAAACCCUAGUGAUAUGCCAGACCUAGAUGACGAGUUAUUCGAUCAUCCGGUUUUAAUCAUAUCCGAGGAGGGGUCAGAAAUUGUUCGCGUCCUGAUCAUAACCACUUUCGGGAAAAUGGGUCUUGAUAAAAAAUUUCGCCAGUCCCUCCAAUCCCAUUUUUUCCUGGCGCUCCCUCCCGCGCCUGACCAUCCUUGUCUGACAUGUAGGAGAUCCUUGACGUUCGUCGAGGAGGACGGGCAUGGGAAUGCUCUCGAUAAAUCCUGGAUAAAUACCAGAAAGUCCCAUUCGGUGUCAUACCGGUGCCUCAAGAACUGGAAGAACUGGUACAGGACCCCGACGCUUACGAAGGAGUCUCUUGAGACUGUGAUCGACUAUCACACGAAGAAGGUACCUGAAUUGGAGAGGCUGGAGGAGCUGGAGAGAAGGCUGGAGGAGGAGAUGGAGAACGAGAAGAAGAAGAAAUUGUCGCAACCAUUAUGGCCACGUUUGCAGCACCCUGGGACCGAAACUCAAGGGGGUAUCGUCAAAAGCGACUCAAGAGCUGUCAUUGCCACUUCCAACGUUCCUCGGAUGUCGGUCUCUAUGAGUGCGGUAAUGUUUCACGGGAAUCGGUCUCGUACGCGAAAGAUGGAGAAAGACAGGAAGAAGGAGAAAAGCAGGUGCCCUUUGGGGUGUUGUUGCUAUUGGUGCUGCGAAGACUGGAGACGUGGGAGGAGCACUUCCGACGAUCCCCCGAAGUCAAAAUCUAUUUCGGCCAUGAUUCCUGGUCCUAGGUCUCAUACACAUAAGGUGGAGGAAGAGGGAAAGAAGGAGAAGGAGAACGAAAGGUCAAAACCAUCGCGGGCAUCGGAAGCGCAACCUCUCCAGCAGCCUGGGACCGAAACUACGGGGAAUAUUGUCCGAAGUUACGUAAGCGCCCUCACUACCUCUACCUUUGCCGACGCUCAUGGGUUACCGACAUCCACAUUUCCAGCAACGACCUCUGAUACUUGGUCUUCUAAACACCUCUCUACGACCCCUCCCCGAAAGUGGCUUGUUCUGCGCGGACAUCUAGAGGUACCCGCCAUGGCGAGAUUCGGCGUUUUGUCCCGGAACAUUGGGAUGUGUGAUGCCCACGCGUGUAAGUGCUUUUGA
Molecule: messenger RNA, 1212 nt
Organism: Neurospora tetraspora
Lineage: Eukaryota; Fungi; Ascomycota; Sordariomycetes; Sordariales; Sordariaceae
Exons: 2
Coding region: 1-1212 (403 amino acids)
Source: RefSeq, a predicted model, not a curated record